AUGAUGACUGGGAAAUGGACAAGGCCCCUCCCCCUCACCCGCCCCCGCGUCGCUCCCUUGGGGCGACUCGGGCGGCCCCCAACCCUAGCACGCCGCCGGCCUCUCCCCUCCUUCCUCCAGACCUUGCCGCCACUGGAGACUGCCGCCGGCAAGCCCGCGCGGCGCCAAGGAAGGUGGCGGCGAGGCUUGCCGCUCCUGCCUCGCGUGGAGGGCAUGGUGUGCCGGGGUGGCGGCCCCGGUCAAGGUGGGCAGCGCUGCUCCCUGCGGCGGACGGCGGCUGCGGGUGCUCGGCUGGGCUCCUCGGCUUGCUUGGGCGGCGAGGCCCCGGUGGAUGGAGCUCGCGGUGGCCGGAUUUCCUCCGUCGGUCCGCCUCCAGAUCUGAUUCGACCAGCUCCAACUCCACCCUCCUCGCCUUCUCCCGUUCGAUCUCAGCUCCGGUGCGACUCUGCUCGCCGGAUCCGGCGGUUGGCGGUGUUUUGGCGGUGGGGCUCCUGGGACCGGGGGAAACCCUUGGCCGCCGGCGGCGGCCACAACGACGACGAUGCCGCGGCGUCGAACUACUUCUUGGAGGCUUCGUUGAGGUAUCCCACCCCCCACCAAUCUGCCCCUGCAUCUAGGUGA
Triticum turgidum subsp. durum (durum wheat) is the source of this 621-nucleotide messenger RNA. Lineage: Eukaryota; Viridiplantae; Streptophyta; Magnoliopsida; Poales; Poaceae. The record is from the annotation of a GenBank genome assembly.